UCACAACGCCGCCACGAUAUGACUAUGGCCCCCUCGCCGACCCAACAAGAACGAUUCAUUUUCAUCGUCGACUAUUUUGUAGCCACCAGAUAGCAGCUUGGAUAGUUGUAAUAAGCCAACGUUAGUGUAUCACCGACAUCCUUCGGUCACAGUAGAUACUCGAUAUCCCUUUUACAACAAUUUUUGCAUUUUCCAUCGCACAAUCACAGUGAGUGUUGUGUUGUGAUUUUUCUUGUGUUGUCGGGGCGCGAAUUAAAUAUUUUCAUUCUUGAGUGCAAAAAUUUUUGUCGUCCUUCGCGAUUGUAUUUAUUUUUAAAAUUUCAAACACAGUUGAGCGUGAAUAACGGCUGCGAAAGGAUGCAAUGGGAUUCUGUUGUAUAGAAAGAUUUACUUCUUGAAACGAAUAAAAUUCUGCUUAAGUGCAUUCAAAUUUAAAUUUGAGUUCAAAAGGACGAAAUUUUGAAAGUUCGCGGCGGUUUUUGUUUUUAAGACAUAUUAAUAUUUCUACGUUCUUGUGCUGUUUUACUGAUUUAUGUCGGAGCUGACUUCAAUGUAAAAAUAUAAAUUUAACAAAAAUAUCCUUUUGAUUUAUAUGUGUAUAUAAAAAUUUCAACAAAAAAUAUUUAUGAAUAUUUUUCCUAAGAAUAUCCUUGAUCUAUAAAGUAGUGUUUCGUUUUGAUUUUUACUCUUCUAUCUCUGUCUAUAUUUGUAAUGUAUUGUUGUCGCUCGCUUAAAGUGCUACGGUUGUGAACACAUAUAGUAUUACUAAGCUAUCGAAACUUAAAGAUAGAAAAUAUACAAAUCAAGGACAUUCACAAAAAUAUAUUCCUCCUCAUUUUGUGUAGAUGAAGGAGAAUAUUUUCGAUUGAAUGAACAAUCGUGACUGUCAUCCAGAACUUUGGCUCGUACUCAGCGAACCGUGAGAAAUAUUGUAAGCGAUAUCCUGAUAAUCAUUAUUCUACUUUCUACCUAGAAGCUAGAAAAUACUGUUUUUACUUUCUUCUUCUUCUUCUUGCUAUUCCUGUAUCUUCCUUCCUUCGACAAUAAUUCUUCAUAUUUUAAGAUUUAAGCAUAAGAAAUAAGGAACAAAAAUAAGAAAUACAAAAAUAAAAAAAAACUAGUCCUUGUUGCAUUUUAAGAAAAGUUAAGUUGCCAUUCUUUGAGAAUCCUUGAACCACGUGCUCUGCAAGAAGCGAGCGAGAGUACAGAUGACGAAGGCAAACGCAAACAGCAGCAAAAAGGACUUCACUACUUAAGAGGAAAGACGUAGCGUAGCGUGCUGCUUGCGAGGACCAAAAUCCUCCCUCACAUUUUUGUGUCUAGUAUUUCAGUAUUGUAUUUUUGUUUGGUUUUUGUGUGCUCUUGUGUGUUUAUUUCUGUGCGGCAAAAAGUGUGUGUUUUUUUGUUAUUGAGAGAGAAAGAAAAACCAAAAAACCAACCGAAUAUCCUUCGAACGAAGACGUCGACGAGUGUACGACGACGAGAGUACGAGACGAGUUUGCGAGUUUUCCGCGCGAUUCAGCUGUUGCUGUUAUCCUUCAGGAAUGCACCGUGGAACUUUGAUUAAUUCUUGUGCGUAUUAAAAGGACUUAGUGGUCAACACAUUGAAAAAUAGGACAUCCUAUACAAUGCUACGUGAGGAAGCUGCAAUCAUUGUCAUCGGCCGAGCUUUAAAGGAACCACUUCCAAGUGAAAUAUGAAUUAUCCAAAAGGUAAAUCCCGCCACUACGCAGUUAAUGGACUAAGUCCAAUUACAAAUAUUGACAAGCCAACAUCAACACCAACAACAACAACAUCAGCAACUGCUGCCACCACUUACCAAUCUCAAUCUCAGUCGCAGUCUCAGGCUCAUCAACAACUCCAACAUCCGCAGACGACAAACAAUUUAACUGGCGGUCGUAAUAUUUACAACAACCCUUAUACACCGCCGCAACAACAUCGGCCCUCAUCGGCGGCCUCAUUUCAGCAUCAUUACAAGUCGACAGGACCCAUUAUAACAACCGGAAACGGAGGAGCUAAUCCCUACGACUAUAAUCCAACACAAUCAUCCGCACGCAACUCGGACAAUAUCACCAUCACCGAAGACGCAACAUUAAACCUAAACGAAACUGAUUUGGUCCUGGAACGGGAUAACGCAUUCUUAGUGCAAAGAGGUAAGUUACUGAGAAUUGAUAUUCAAAUGAUGAACGAUAUGCUAAAUGAGGGUCUAUUUUUAGGUUUAUUCGGUAAGUGAGAGAAAUCAUUCAACGGGAAAUAAUUUGUUUUCAAAAAUUAACAUCUGCUUUUAUACCUGUAGCUGUAGGUAAUAAUUGGUUUUUGGACUAAAUUUUGAUAUUUUAAACUAGAAAUAAGUCAAUAAAUUAAGUAAGCCAAAUUUUAUCAUAUUAAAAUUAUAUUUACAUUAGAUUAAAAACAUUUUAUGCUGCAAUUAUCCUUAUAACUAAAAUCUAAAAUAAGAAAAAAGUGUACAAUUGUGUCCCAUGUUGGGCGCCAGUCAGCAAUUUGUUUGAAAUUAGCAAGGCAUUUAACAUGAGAGUCAGAAACUUAAUUCCGCAAGAGAUAUUAUCAAUUAAAAAGUUUCAAACAGUUAAAUAUACAUCCUUAUGUUCCCAUGUUCGGCGCCACUUAUUUUUUAGAAUAUUCGUUCCAAGCCUGACAGAGUUACUUGGAUGUCAAGAUGAUAAAGAAGAAAUCAUUACAACAAAUAUAAGUUUAUCUGACGAAAAUUCCCACGUUGGGCGCCAGUUAACAUUUUUUUUAUGGUAAUUAAAAAGAAAAAGGAAAAAUACAUUACUUAAGCAAUAAGCUAUAAAUUAGUUUGUAAAAACGACACUUUUAAAGAAUGGCCCUUAUAUUGCACUAAAGUAUCAAAGCAUUGAAAGCAUGAUUUUUAGUUUGUUUGAAACCUUUUAUUUUAAAUUAACUUAGGAACUUAGUUUGCAUCUCCCUAAAAAAACCUGCUCGUUUAAGUUUUCUUAAUUCAGUUCUUUUUUUAAUUUGAUUGCCUCAUUUUUAUCAUACUACAGUAUUUCACCUUCAUCCUUUUGUUUUUCAUUUUAAUACUGCUUGAAAAAAACAAACCCCACCCUUUCCAAAAUAAAAACAUAAGUAAAAAAAUAACAUAGCAAGUGAACACCCCUUUAAGAUAAAAAUCAACGAUCUUACAACAAACAAAAAAAAAAAAACAGGUUACGUGAUGUUGAAAUAUAUAUUUAAAUAAAAGAUAUUAGUGAAAGAAAAAUAAAAAAAUAAAUAUAAGAAAAAUUGCUUCCAACAAGCGUUAGUUUUGAACGGGUUUUGGUGUAUUUUGGAAGAAAUCCAAUUGAA
Messenger RNA from Eupeodes corollae, 3327 nucleotides. RefSeq lists its product as uncharacterized. Bases 1697 to 2233 code for a protein of 178 amino acids. NCBI's taxonomy places the organism in Eukaryota, Metazoa, Arthropoda, Insecta, Diptera, Syrphidae. The record is from RefSeq and is a predicted model, not a curated record. The transcript has 4 exons.